Drosophila navojoa is the source of this 4817-nucleotide messenger RNA. RefSeq names its product MAP4K3-like protein hppy (gene hppy). The record is from RefSeq and is a predicted model, not a curated record. Gene Ontology annotation, biological process: intracellular signal transduction; protein phosphorylation. Gene Ontology annotation, cellular component: cytoplasm. Lineage: Eukaryota; Metazoa; Arthropoda; Insecta; Diptera; Drosophilidae. Gene Ontology annotation, molecular function: MAP kinase kinase kinase kinase activity; ATP binding.
CAGUGAAAGAGAGAUAGAAACAGUGAGACAAAGAAGGAGAUAGACAAAGACAAAGACAGGCAGACAGACAGAUAGGCAGGCAGCGAGCGCUGCUGCCUAGUGAAUCCCGCUCCCGUCAUGGCCGCUGCUCACAGUCACCACAAUGCCAAUUUGCUCAGCUCGGACAUAUCCCGUCGCAAUCCGCAGGACGAGUACGAUCUCAUACAGAAAAUUGGCUCUGGCACCUAUGGCGAUGUUUAUAAGGCGAAACGCAUACAGAGCAACGAGCUGGCCGCCAUCAAAGUUAUCAAGCUGGAGCCCUCCGACGACAUACAGAUCAUCCAGCAGGAGAUCUUCAUGAUGCGCGACUGCCGGCACCCGAACAUCAUUGCCUACUACGGCUCCUAUCUGCGGCGCGACAAAUUGUGGAUCUGCAUGGAGUACUGCGGCGGUGGCAGCCUCCAGGAUAUCUAUCAGGUGACCGGGCCGCUGACAGAGCUGCAAAUCGCUUACAUGUGCCGCGAGACACUGAAGGGCCUGGAGUAUCUGCAUCAGAAGGGCAAAAUGCAUCGUGACAUCAAGGGCGCCAACAUAUUGCUAACCGAGAAUGGUGACGUGAAGCUAGCGGACUUUGGUGUCUCGGCGCAGAUAACAGCCACAAUAAACAAGCGAAAGAGUUUCAUAGGCACGCCCUACUGGAUGGCGCCCGAGGUGGCCGCCGUGGAGCGCAAGGGCGGCUACAAUCAACUCUGUGAUAUUUGGGCCUGCGGCAUUACGGCAAUCGAACUGGCUGAACUGCAGCCGCCCAUGUUCGACUUGCAUCCGAUGCGCGCCCUGUUCUUGAUGUCGAAGAGCGGCUUUAAGCCGCCGUCAUUGAGCAACAAAGAGAAGUGGAGCCCAACGUUUCACAGCUUCAUCAAGACCGCACUGACAAAGAAUCCAAAGAAGCGACCAACCGCCGAGCGGCUGCUCCAGCAUCCCUUUGUACAGAGCGAGAUGCCGCUGCGUGUGCCCAAGGAGCUGCUCCUCAAAUACCAGAGUCCCAAUACGCCAUACUACUAUCUCGACGGCGACGAGGAGACGGUGGCCGGCGUACCGCAGCGGAUUCCCAGCAAAAUGACGUCGCGUGCCAAUGGGGUUCCGGCACAGAACCACACGCUCAAAACAGGCAUGACGACAAACUCGACGUGGUAUGAGCGUUCUUCUAGUCCCGAAACGUUGCCCAGCGACAUGAGCCUCUUACAAUAUAUUGAUGAGGAACUAAAGUUAAGAGCAACUUUGCCAUUGAACGACACCAAAGAUUCGGCACUCAGUGCCGAGUAUAGCUGCAGCGCUGGAGGCGGCGGUGGCGGCGGCGGCAGCGGGGGCAUUGCAUCAACAAAUGGGGGCUGCUGCGUUGCAGGCGGAGGCGGAAUCGGUGGCAGCAGCGGCGGCGGUAGCGGCAGCGGCGGCAGCAUCAUCAGCAGCAGCGUUGGUGGUGGCCUCAGCGGUGUCAGCGGCGGCGUCAGCGGCAUCAGCAACAACUGUGGCGGCCAUCAUUACCACCACCAUCAUCAUCAUCAGCAUCAUCAUCAUCAGACCAGUGCCACUGGCAACGGCACCAGCACCACUCAGCACAACCACCACAACCACAUCCAGAACCAGAACCACAUCCACAACCACCAUCAGCACCUAAACCAGCUAUCAAACAACGCACUGUCCACCACGUCCAACAGCACCAGCAGCGUCAACUGCAACGCCAAUCAGAAUCCGAAUCCGAAUCUGAACCAGAAUUCAAAUUACAAUUCAAAUUUGAAUGCCUUGAGCAUGUCCGCCUCGCUGGCCUCCAUGCCGGGACUGAGCGCCUAUCUGGGCAUGUCCAAUUUGCGCACCACCAGCAUUGGCGACGACGACGAUGGCGACAUCAAUCUGGACGUUGACAUUGCCAUGAAUAAUGCAUCGGCUACUCCUGCUGCCGCUGCUGCGGCUGCUGCUGCUGGUGGCUAUGCCUCGGGUUUAGCAUCUGUGGCUGCAUCUGCAUCGACAUCAGCAACGGGCGCUGGUUGCUCCGCCUCCGCUGCGCAUUAUUUGCGGCACAGCAGCAACUAUCGCUCGGCGGCGGCGGCAGUUUCAUCUGCCGCUCAGGCAUUGCAUGGCCACGACCAUGGCUUGCUCUCAUCAUCAUCGCUGGCAAACAGCAGCACCACAACAGCAGCAACGUCAUCCGCAUCCUUUUAUAAUCGCUUCCUACUCCUCGAUAAUUCCAGCGGCGAUGCAGUCGGCGGCGUCGGCGGCGGCGGCAGCAGCAGCAGCGGCAAAGGCAGCAAUGGGCUGGAUAUGAGGCAUGAGACAGCUGCCACGCCUCCGGCUGGCACACACUCUGUCGGCGAUGGCUUCUCGCAUUCCAACAGCGCCUCGACCAGCUCAGCAGCGGCAGCAGCAGCAGCAGCGGCGGCGGCGUCGGCGUCGGCAGCAGCACAAGCUUCGACUGCAUCCACUGCUGCUGCUGCUGCAGCUGCGCCUGGCCUCACCUCCGACAGGGUAGCGCAUCUCUAUGAGAAUCUGUUGCGCAGCAGCAGCUCGGACGUGCUAGACCUGGCCCAAGGGGACGCGGCCAGCGGCGAGAACAGCAACAACUGUGAUUACCGAAGCGAGAGCAACCAGAAUGGCAUUGAGGACUCACCAAGACGUCACAGCUCCAUGGAUCAGCUAAUCGGUCUGCUCAACGAUCUGGGCAAAACGUCGCGCACGCGCAGCCUCAGCGAUGGCGGCACACAGGACGAUGAUGAAGUUGAAAAGGAAGCGCAACCGGAUCUGUUGAACAAUACGCCACCUGUGCCGCCCAAGCGCUCGCAUCGACGUCGCCACACGCCGCCGCGGCCCAUUUCGAACGGGCUGCCACCGACGCCCAAGGUGCACAUGGGCGCCUGCUUUUCCAAAAUCUUCAACGGUUGUCCGCUGCGCGUGCACUGCACCGCCUCCUGGAUACACCCGGAGACACGGGAUCAGCAUCUGCUGAUCGGGGCCGAGGAGGGCAUCUAUAACCUCAAUAUGAACGAGCUGCACGAUGCGGCCAUCGAUCAGCUGUUUCCGCGCCGCACCACCUGGCUGUAUGUGAUCAAGGAUGUGCUGAUGAGCCUGUCCGGCAAAUCGUGCCAGCUCUACCGGCACGAUCUGGUCGCCCUGCACUCCAAGCAGACGGUGCGCUUCUCGCUGCACAUGAACAAGAUACCCGAGCGGCUGGUGCCGCGUAAAUUUGCGCUAACCACCAAAGUGCCGGACACGAAGGGCUGCACCCAGUGCUGCGUGACACGUAAUCCCUACAACGGCUACAAAUAUCUGUGCGGCGCCACGCCGAGCGGCAUCUUUCUGAUGCAGUGGUACGAUCCGCUCAACAAAUUCAUGCUGCUCAAGCAGUGCGAGUGGCCGGCCACCAGCAUACUGGGCCAGGGCUGCGUCCAGAACGGACAGACGCCCAUCUUCGAGAUGAUCAUCACGCCGGAGCUGGAGUAUCCGAUUGUGUGCACGGGCGUGCGCAAGGCGCUCAACGGCUGCCUCAAGCUGGAUCUGAUCAACAUGAACAGCGCCAGCUGGUUCCAUUCGGAGGACUUGGAGUAUGAUGCGAUGGCCACGAUGGUGCCACGGCGCGAUCUGCUGAAGGUGGUGCGUGUGCAUCAAGUGGAGAAGGACGCCAUUCUCGUCUGCUAUGGCAAUGUGAUGCAGGUGGUCACGCUCCAGGGCAAUCCCAAGCAGCACAAGAAGAUGGUUGCUCAACUCAACUUUGACUUUAACGUGGACAGUAUUGUUUGUCUACCGGACAGUGUAUUAGCAUUCCACAAGCACGGCAUGCAGGGCAAGUCUCUGCGCAACGGCGAAGUGACGCAGGAGAUUAAGGACAUGAGUCGCACCUAUCGGCUGCUGGGCAGCGAUAAGGUCGUCGCAUUGGAGAGUCAACUUGUGCGCACCGGCUCGCUGGGCAGCGAGGAGGGGCACGAUCUGUACAUCUUGGCCGGACACGAGGCCAGUUACUAGGCGGGCGCUACUUGAUCUAGAUAUUAUAAAUAUAUAUACACAACUAUAUAUAAAUAUAUGUACAUAUAUAUAUAUACUAUAUAUAUAUGUAUGUAUGUAUAUGUAUAUCCGGAUACACACACGCACUCAGUAAAUUUGAAAUUUGAAUUCAAGCGCGCAGCCGUCGUCACAGUCGGCGUCAACUACUAAAUGUAAUUGAAUUACUCGUAGGCCGUAAGCUACAUUUAAUUCGAUUCGAGCAUUACAUUAGAGAAUUACAAAAAAAAAAGUAAAGGAAAUGAGAAGAAAAAUUUAAAAACAAACAAACUUAGAGCGCAUUUGAUUCUAAAAAGAGAUUCUUAGUCUCCCCCUUUUCCAUUCUUUGCCAAAUCCACUUUAGCAAUGUAAUUAAAUGUAUUUAACAAGUUAAGCUGCACAGUCGUCGACCCGAUUCCGUUGUAAUUAUUAUAUUUUUGUAAUACAAAUAGAAGAAGAAGAGACACACACACAUACACAGAAAUGCUUUAAAUUAUAUGCCUAACGUUUUUUAAUUAUGCAUAAAUAAUUAAUGUUAAAUAAGACACAUAUAGAGAAAAGGAAGCAGUAAAUAAGGAAAGAGAACGAGAUUUGUGUAAGGCUCACAAAGCAAAUAAAUUAGUCCGAGAAAAAGAUUGAAAAUGGAGCUGAAGAGCGAAAGUCAAAGCAGAGGCGAAACGCAUAAAUUAUAUUCGUAAUUAAACAUUAUUAGUAACUAAAUAAAAUUUCAUAGGUUUUAGCAAUUGUAAAUCGCAAUGUUUUUGUAGUUUGGUAACUGAUGAAUGGAACGGAACUGCAUUGAAACAAAAAAA